GCCCCCGCCGCCCCCCCCCCCCGCCCGGCCCACUCCCCGGAACCGGCGGCGGAGCUGCGGCCGGCCGGCAGUGGAACGGCGACGGCGCCACGGAGCCGCCGGCAUGAGCGCCCUCGGUCGCCCCGCGUCCCCGGCCCGGCUUUUCUGACGAGAGGUGUGAAAGGAUUGCUGUUUUAUUGCAAUCAUGGUGCAAAAAUACCAGUCACCAGUGAGGGUGUAUAAACACCCCUUUGAACUAAUUAUGGCUGCCUAUGAAAGGAGGUUCCCUACGUGUCCUUUGAUUCCAAUGUUUGUGGACAGUGACACUGUGAAUGAAUUCAGGAGUGAAGAUGGGGCUAUUCACGUUAUAGAAAGGCGCUGCAAACUGGAUAUAGAUGCUCCUCGACUGCUGAAAAAGAUUGCAGGAGUUGAUUACGUUUAUUUUAUCCAGAAAAACUCACUGAACUCUCGGGAACGCACUUUGCACAUUGAGGCCCAUAAUGAAACGUUUUCUAAUCGGGUCAUCAUCAAUGAACACUGCUGCUACAGCGUUCACCCUGAAAAUGAAGACUGGACCUGUUUUGAACAGUCAGCAAGUUUAGAUAUUAAAUCUUUCUUUGGUUUUGAAAGUACAGUAGAAAAAAUUGCAAUGAAACAAUAUACCAGCAACAUUAAAAAAGGCAAGGAAAUCAUCGAGUACUACCUUCGUCAGCUAGAGGAAGAAGGCAUCACAUUCGUGCCCCGCUGGACUCCACCUGCCGCCGCCCCCUCUUUGGAGACGUCCUUGUCCUACAAGAAACCAGCAGCGUCACUGACUGUCGUCGUGCCCGACCCCACGCUCAAGGAAGGGCUGAGCGGCGAGCCCCUCAGCACCCCGAGCGGGGCAACUGAGCCCACCGCAGGGACCCCGGACGACAAACUAGACGCAGACUACAUCAAGAGAUACCUGGGUGACCUGACUCCACUGCAGGAGAGCUGCCUGAUCCGGCUUCGCCAGUGGCUCCAGGAGACCCACAAGGGCAAGAUCCCGAAAGAUGAGCAUAUUCUCCGGUUCUUACGUGCCCGGGACUUCAACAUCGACAAGGCCAGAGAGACCAUGUGUCAGUCUCUAACUUGGCGCAAGCAACACCAGGUGGACUACAUCCUCGACACCUGGCACCCCCCCCAGGUCCUGCAGGACUACUACGCGGGCGGCUGGCACCAUCACGACAAAGACGGCCGGCCCCUCUACGUGCUCCGGCUGGGGCAGAUGGACACCAAAGGCCUGGUGAGGGCUCUCGGCGAGGAGGCCCUGCUGAGAUACGUUCUUUCCAUCAACGAAGAAGGCCUGCGACGGUGUGAAGAGAACACUAAGGUCUUCGGCCGGCCUAUCAGCUCCUGGACCUGCCUGGUGGACCUGGAGGGGCUGAACAUGCGGCACCUGUGGAGGCCGGGCGUGAAGGCGCUGCUGCGCAUCAUCGAGGUGGUGGAAGCCAACUACCCCGAGACCCUGGGCCGCCUGCUGAUCCUGCGUGCCCCCCGCGUGUUCCCCGUGCUCUGGACGCUGGUUAGUCCAUUCAUUGACGACAACACCAGAAGGAAAUUCCUCAUUUAUGCAGGAAAUGACUACCAGGGGCCUGGAGGCCUGCUGGAUUACAUCGACAAAGAGAUCAUUCCAGAUUUCCUGAGUGGAGAGUGCAUGUGUGAGGUGCCGGAGGGGGGCCUGGUGCCCAAGUCCCUGUACAGGACCGCGGAGGAGCUGGAGAACGAAGACCUCAAGCUCUGGACCGAAACCAUCUACCAGUCGGCCAGCGUCUUCAAAGGGGCCCCGCAUGAG
This is a messenger RNA of Bubalus bubalis (water buffalo), 1795 nucleotides long. RefSeq names its product SEC14 like lipid binding 1 (gene SEC14L1). Lineage: Eukaryota; Metazoa; Chordata; Mammalia; Artiodactyla; Bovidae. Gene Ontology annotation, biological process: negative regulation of RIG-I signaling pathway. Gene Ontology annotation, molecular function: RIG-I binding. Gene Ontology annotation, cellular component: cytosol; cytoplasm. The record is from RefSeq and is a predicted model, not a curated record.